Molecule: messenger RNA, 1164 nt
Organism: Babesia bigemina
Lineage: Eukaryota; Apicomplexa; Aconoidasida; Piroplasmida; Babesiidae
Exons: 3
Coding region: 1-1164 (387 amino acids)
Biological process (GO): regulation of transcription by RNA polymerase II
Cellular component (GO): nucleus
Molecular function (GO): cyclin-dependent protein serine/threonine kinase regulator activity
Source: RefSeq, a predicted model, not a curated record
AUGAGAAAUGAUGCCGGUAAACGUCAAGGAGGAGCGGAGCCCUCGAAGGCAUUUAAGCAGCAGAGGACGUCUAACACAUUGUCAAAAGAGGAGCAUUUGUCGUAUUCGGCCUCUGAAGUAAAUACUGAUUUGCCUUCCGCAGUUUCUGAGACCUGUGGAUCGUCUCCACUGCGCGAGAGGAUCCGUCUAAAUAUGCGAGCGAGGUUUCAUCUCGUAUCACACUUUUUGUCACGAAAACCGACAUCCAAUGACGUCGAGGAAGAGAAGUGUGAACAUGAGGCUAGCGAUACUAUCUUGACGCUCUGCAAGGUUUUGAACCAACCUUAUUCGGUUGUGCUGACUUCGCUGGUUUACCUGCAGAUGUACAGGAACGCCAGCGAUCGAUGGCGUGAGUCUCUGCAACCAUCCGCAGGAUCUCCCCGUAAAAUGGAACGCCACGAACAGUUCCUUAUUGCUGCAUCAUGCGUUUUACUCGCUUGGAAAUACCGCGAGGACGAUGUGCGCGUUAAUAAGUCGAAUGGCAAGAUUUUUGAGUUUACAUCAGUGUUGUACAAGGUGUAUGUUGCACAGAGCAAAAAUAGCUCGUCACCACCUUCCGUGUCUCGCUGGAUGUUGCAAGACGAGGGCAAGGAAAUAUUGAAGCUGAAGUCGCAGUUAAUAGAACACGAGAACCACCUACUUCACGCUUUAAACUAUCACGUGGGCCCUGUGCCGCUUCCUCAUAAGUUGAUUCCGUCAUACGUACGGAGGUUCCUUAUCGCAAUUGCUAAAGACUUGUCGGAUUUGCAAGAUUUGGCCCUAAAGAUGGAUGAUCUAGUCGGAUUAUUGGUGCUAGAUUGCUACAAAACGCGGAUUUGUCUGGACUACACUCCUGGUGAAAUUUUGGUGUCGUGUAUCUUCAAAGCGGUCAGCUUGCUUACGGUUGCAGGUGCGUACCCGCGCGUCUUAUCACCGCAAUUGGAGCACGAAGGGUACCUCGGCCAUAUUAAAGAGACAGAGGCUCGCCUAAACACGUUCAUUUCAGCGCUCGGAAAAUCAGAUAUAACGGCCGACCGUAUUGCACAGUGUCUGAACGACAUGCGGCGAUACGUACGCCCUCCUAGGAAAGGCGAAGUUACGCGUACUGAUGGUAACAUAGGGGAACGAGAAAUUAAGCCUAGGUGA